UCUGCGAGGCGGCGCGGCCCUCCGACACGAUGCCGGUCCCCUCGGCCGCCGAGCUGGACUCCUUCGCGUACUGCGACCUGCAGAGUCUCGCCAAGAGUCGCGGCCUCCGGGCUAACCUGAGGGCUGACAAGUUGUUAAAAACCUUGAAAGCUCACCUGGAGCAAGAAACAACCAAAGAAAAGAAUCAUGAAGAUCAUUCAGAGAUUAAAGAAAGUGGCUCCGUGGCAUCACAGGAUCAAGAGGAGCUGGACGACUUGUCGCUCAGUGCACCUGUGGCAGUUCCUUUUCUCCCAGAUCAGGAUGAGAGUGCCUUGGCCUCAGAGAAAGGAGGCAUAAUAGACCAUGAAGAUGCAAAGAUACUCUCAGGAAAAAAGAAGUCUCUUGACACAGAUGAAUUCGUUAAAUCUAGGAGAAAGAGAAGAAUCGCAAAUACUCUCACUCCAAACUUUAAGAAACUUCAUGAGGCUCGUUUUGAGGAAAUGGAGUCCAUUUAUCAAUAUAUGGAAAGGAAAAAGAAAAUUUUCGAAGAACGCAAGUUACUUAAUGAAUUGAAGAAGCAGCCCAGCAGCAAGGACUUUGGGGUUACUCCAAAGUCCCAAAGAGAACAUGUCUAUGAGCUGUAUACUCCUGUCAGCCAGCAGCGUUCUAAAGGCCGGGACCGUGGCACAGCUCAAAGUACUUCAUGUGUGAAAGGGUCAGGCAAGUGCUCAGCCACAAGAAUGAGCGUCAGGUUUUCAGCCACUACUAAAGAUAACGAAUUUAAGUGUUCACUUGCCAAGACUCCAGCCAGAAAGUCUCCCAAUGUACCUUGUAGUACCCCAAAAGGCCAAUCUGUGCUCAGAACAAACAAAUUGAAGACCCCAAGAAGGGAUUCCGCUGCUGUUUCUACCCCAUUCAAAGGGACUGCUAAGGCCGUGAAUACUCCCAUCUCCCAGAAGAAACCAGUGUUUGAUCUUAAAGCAAGUUUGUCUCGUCCACUCAACUAUGAGCCACACAAAGGAAAACUGAAACCAUGGGGACAAUCUAAAGAAAAUAAUUGUCCAAAGGAACAUAUAAGUAGAGUCAGCCUCCACAAGAACACGUACAAACAACCUCGUUUGAAGACCAGGGAGGAGCAACGUAAGAAACGUGAAGAAGAGCAAAAGGAAAAGAAAGCAAAGGUUCUGGCUGCUCGGAGGGGACUUGUGUCUAAAAAAAAAUAAUUUCAGAAUAGCUUGGAAAUAUUUAACUCCAAUGAAACACUUUCUAAUGCUGUAAAUAUCCUGUGGCCCACAGUUUCAUUAGGAGUCCUAAGACCAGGCUUUUCUAGUCUAUUCUCAUUAUUGCUCCAUUUCUG
This is a messenger RNA of Suncus etruscus (white-toothed pygmy shrew), 1336 nucleotides long. RefSeq names its product nucleolar and spindle associated protein 1 (gene NUSAP1). Gene Ontology annotation, molecular function: microtubule binding. The transcript is spliced from 10 exons. The record is from RefSeq and is a predicted model, not a curated record. The coding region runs from base 30 to 1202 and encodes 390 amino acids. Gene Ontology annotation, biological process: establishment of mitotic spindle localization; mitotic chromosome condensation; mitotic cytokinesis. Lineage: Eukaryota; Metazoa; Chordata; Mammalia; Eulipotyphla; Soricidae. Gene Ontology annotation, cellular component: microtubule; mitotic spindle; nucleolus.